Messenger RNA from Nylanderia fulva, 1796 nucleotides. RefSeq lists its product as uncharacterized. NCBI's taxonomy places the organism in Eukaryota, Metazoa, Arthropoda, Insecta, Hymenoptera, Formicidae. The record is from RefSeq and is a predicted model, not a curated record. Gene Ontology annotation, cellular component: extracellular region.
UAGUAUAUAUAUUUGAGAAUACAUUAUGCAAACACUGUGAAAAAUGAAUCAUUAAUCGACCAGAUUUACAAUUUCAAGUGGCGCAACACAUUCGUCUAUAUAUGUACAAUAUGAAUUAAAAUUUUUUGCUUUCUCAUUGAGCUUCUUCAUCCGAUUCCUAUAUCGUUCCCGAGGAGAACCGCGCAGGCUUGGCGCGCAAACUCGCGACAUCCGCAUUAUCGUACGAUAUCGUAGGCCGCUGGAGACGCUGGAUCCCAUCAGUAUGCGCUCGGUCUGACCCGGGCGCGGAUCGCGGCCCCCGAAGAAGGUGCGAGGGUGCCUCCUCCUUCAAGGAGUCCAGAGCGAUGGAGCUGCGCGAGGUGAAUCGCGCGUACGGCACUGCGGAGGAAAUGACGGAGCUCCUGCCGCAGCGCGACAAUAACGCCGAGUACGAGAGCUACUUCAUCGAGUACGCGAUGCAGAAGGAGAUGAUCAAUCGGAACCGAUGCCCCGCGAGCCGACGAUUGCUCAGCCAGGCCGCACAGUUGGACAUCAAUUUUUCCAACAGCAAUCACCUCAAGGAUUCACCAUGUGCCGGAAUCAGCAUGAUCCACACCUCGAGCGAAAACUGGCCUCCCUCGAGGAAGCGCGAGGAGGCGACGGCGUUGGAGAAUCUCAGGAAGAGAGUAGAACAAAGCAAAUUGUAUAAGGCAGACCGAAUCACCGAUCAUCCUGUUGCACCCACUUCGUCCUCAUUCAAUUACGAACAAACUCAACAACAGCUAGACAAUCGGCCAAAACUUCUGAAAAAGAUACUGAGUAACCGGCCGAUGAGUAUCACGCACGACAGGAGCGACCUGGAGACCGACUGGCGCGACAGCGAAUUUAUCACCGAGUGCCUUUGUUGGCACAAUGUCUAUCGACAACGGCAUAACGCCCCGUUGACCAUGUCGCCGCAGUUGUGUGAGUACGCUCAAUCGUGGGCGAAUCAUUUGGCGCACACGAAUACGUUCUACUACAGAAAUGAUCGCAACGUAGGUCAUAAUCUUUAUUGUCGCCCCGGGGGCGGCGUUCCCGGCGAUGUCACAGGACAGGAGGUCGCGUCCUACUGGUACUCGGCCGUGAAGCAGUACGAUUUUCUUAAGGAACCAGAUGUUCUCCACGCCAACGUUAAUGCGGGCCAUUUCACCCAGCUGAUAUGGGCGAGCAGCCGCUACUUCGGGGUCGGGAAGGCUCACAGCAGGAGCGGCAAGAUCAUCGUGGUGGCGAAUUAUGAGCCGGUGGGCAACGCGUCCGGUCAGUUUCAGAGCAACGUGUUACCCCCAUUGCCGGAGAACGUGAACGCGGUGCUGAUGUCACCACAGGCGACGCCCAGGCUGGUGGUGCCCCGGGGAGGCGGCAAUUACGAGCUGCUGAGGACGACGGCGACGGCGACAGCGCCCUUGCCUCCGUUGUCGGACACCGCGUCCACCGGCAGCGACACCAUGUCCGUCAGCUCGGGCCAAUAAUACUACCGAGGUCGCGCAAAAUGCCUUCUCUGUAUCUGCACGCGAUGGGCCGGACGCUGAUGAGAUCCAAGGGUGGCCGAAGACUUGUCGCGUGCCGCCGCGAGUCGAAGACUUCCGGACACGCGAAACACGAUGACCGAUAUCUCUGUCGCGAGCCGAUGAGGUUUCCAAGGUCGUUCGAAGGUGAAAGUUUUUAUAGGGGAGACCUUCGUAAACAGGGUGUAUAUUCCCUGGAAAACCUGGAAUUUUGUUCUUGAAAAAUCCUGAAAUAUUUGAUGGGAAUUUUUAAAAAAAUUGCCUCUUUAAUUU